This is a messenger RNA of Cornus florida, 2574 nucleotides long. Its product is annotated as amine oxidase [copper-containing] gamma 1-like. The record is from RefSeq and is a predicted model, not a curated record. Gene Ontology annotation, molecular function: quinone binding; copper ion binding; primary methylamine oxidase activity. Bases 107 to 2251 code for a protein of 714 amino acids. Gene Ontology annotation, biological process: amine metabolic process. The transcript is spliced from 5 exons. Lineage: Eukaryota; Viridiplantae; Streptophyta; Magnoliopsida; Cornales; Cornaceae.
GUUAGUUGCUUUAUUAUACCCAUCAACGCAACUCCUCCCAUUAAAAAAUCAAUCGUGGCGGGGCGCACACACACCACAGAACACACACACCACACACAAAGGUGUCAUGGAAACAGCUUCAUGUCUUCGUUUCUGUGUCCUCCUCUUCAUUGUUCUUAUCUUUUUUGCACGUUAUUGGUACCCUCCAAACAAACCAGGCUUCCUUUGGAGUUCCUACAAUAACGCAAGGAUUCAUCCCAACUUGGCCUGUGUCUUGGAGACCCAAAUUUCCAAGCUCAAUGAGACACCUCUUCACCCACUAGACCCACUCACUGCACAAGAAAUCAACAAGGUCCGAGCCAUCCUCUCAACCUAUGCACCCUUCUCAAAAUCCUUCCCACAAAUCCACUCUCUGUCACUCGAUGAACCCGAGAAAUCCCGGGUCAUGGAUUGGAAAAUGGGCGACGCAUUUCCCCCUAGAAAAGCAUCCGUGAUUGCAUUUUUAGAUGGUGAAACUCAUGUUCUCACUGUGGACUUGGAUUUGGGCCGGGUCACUAGCUAUGUCACUAACCGGAGUUCGGGUUACCCGAUGUUGUCCAUGGACGACAUUGCUGUGGCUUCACAGGUGACAAGGUCCAAUCAAGAAGUUAAUAAAUCGAUCAUGGCCCGUGGUGUGGACUUUUCCAAUGUGGCCUGCAUAACACCCUCCCCGGGCUGGUUUGGGCCUGAGGAGGAAGAUAGGAGGGUUGUGAAGGUCCAAUGUUUUUCGAGCCAAGGCACGCCAAAUUUCUACAUGAGGCCCAUUGAGGGGCUCACCGUGACAGUCGACCUCGAUAAGCGGGAGGUCGUGAAAAUUUCAGACAAUGGUCGGGGCAUACCCAUCCCAAAAGGCACGAACACUGAUUACCGGUUCACAGCCCAAGAAAUGCCGCCAGAAAUGGAGCCGAUUGGACCAAUAUCCAUGGAGCAACCCGAAGGCCCAAGCUUUCGGAUCGAAGAUGGGCAUAUGGUGAAAUGGGCCAAUUGGGUGUUCCACCUCAAGCCCGACCAACGAGCGGGUUUGGUAAUUUCACGGGCCAUGGUUAGGGACUCCGAGAGUGGUGGUCUAAGGAGUGUGAUGUACAAAGGGUUUGCGUCGGAACUAUUUGUGCCCUAUAUGGACCCGGAUGAAGCUUGGUACUUCAAGACAUUCAUGGAUGAGGGUGAGUUUGGGCUCGGGGCCACAACCAUGUCACUAGUGCCACUCAAUGACUGUCCUAGGCAUUCACACUACAUGGAUGGGCUUUUUGUGUCUGCUGAUGGAAGGCCUUAUGUUCAGCCCAACAUGAUUUGCGUGUUCGAGCGUUAUGCAGGGGAUGUGAGCUGGAGACACUCCGAAAACCCAGUAAAUGGUUUUGAGAUUAGAGAAGCAAGGCCAAAGGUGACGCUUGUGGUUCGAUCAGUAGCAACAGUGGGGAACUACGAUUACAUUUUUGACUGGGAAUUUCAAACAGAUGGUUUGAUACGCAUUAAGGUUGGGCUAUCUGGAAUGCUAAUGGUGAAAGGGACUUCUUAUGAGAAUGUGAAUCAAGUGCCAAAUGAAUAUGAGAUGACUGGUCCAUUAGUGUCUGAGAAUGUCAUUGGUGUGGUUCAUGACCACUACAUCACCUUCCAUCUUGACAUGGACAUUGAUGGCUCUAAUAAUUCAUUCGCUAAGGUCAAUCUUGUGAAGGAAAAGACUGUGCCAGGCCAAUCACCCAGAAAGAGUUACUUGAAAGCUAAGAGAAAUGUGGCCAAGACAGAGGACGAUGCGCGGAUUAAGCUUAAGCUCUAUGAUCCAUCUGAAUUUCAUGUUGUUAAUCCUUCGCAGAGGUCUAGGUUGGGAAAUCCGACAGGGUACAAGGUUGUCCCUGGCGCGACUGCUGCUAGCUUGCUUGAUCUCCAAGAUCCACCUCAGUUAAGAAGUGCUUUCACUAACAAUCAGAUAUGGGUGACUCUGUAUAACCGGAGUGAAUAUUGGGCUGGUGGGCUUUUGACAUACCAGAGCAAGGGAGAAGAUACACUUGCAGUAUGGUCUGAGAGGAAUCGUCCAAUUGAGAACAAGGACAUUGUGUUAUGGUACACUAUGGGAUUCCAUCACAUACCAUGCCAGGAGGACUACCCUAUAAUGCCAACAGUUUCAUCAAGCUUUGAUCUGAAGCCGGUUAAUUUCUUCGCAAGCAAUCCAAUCCUUCGCGCCAUGCCCAACUUCGAGAAGGACCUGCCCGUUUGCAGGCCUGCUAGUUCAUAUUGAUCAACUCUCCCUGCAAGUAUUUUAUCAACUUAUACUAAAUCUAUGCUUAUACAAGCAUUAAUACAUCUAGUGGAAGCUCUCCUCCCCUUUGGGGAUGUCGAGUGUUCUAGCCCCGGUGGGGAAAAAAAAUACAUAGUUGGCAUGUGUAUUUGCUUGAACAUCUAUAUAUAUAUGCUAUAUGAGAAUCAGUUGAUAUAGUUUGUUCUAUUAAGGAUUCGAGCAAGGUACACUAAACAUUCAUACAACUUGUAUUGCAUCCAAACUGAUUCCCCAAUUAUUUUACUUGGGAAUAAUUCUAUAUUGGAAUUGGCUACGAAUAGAAA